Brachypodium distachyon (stiff brome) is the source of this 1646-nucleotide messenger RNA. RefSeq lists its product as uncharacterized. The record is from RefSeq and is a predicted model, not a curated record. Lineage: Eukaryota; Viridiplantae; Streptophyta; Magnoliopsida; Poales; Poaceae. The coding region runs from base 201 to 1409 and encodes 402 amino acids. The transcript has a single exon.
GGCCACAGCCCAUAGUCAUAGGUCCCACACUUGUCCUUCCUCUGGCUGCACCCCGCGGCCACCGCUAUAUAAAACUCCCUGGUCACCCUGUUCGACCCAAAAGCGUCCCCUGUUCCGCAAACGAAAUCGCCGUUUCAUUUGCCCAUCAGAAACUCCCCAUCCAAACGCAGGGUGUUGAGAAGACGAUUCAGACGGCUACAAUGGUGGAUGUGGACCACCGGAUGGCGGGGCUCGGCCCGGCGGCGCACGCGGCCGCCCUGCGCCGCCUGUCCACGCGCGCCGCAGCUGGCCCCGCGUCGGCGUCGGCGUCGACACCGCGCCACGGGCUCUACUCCUUCCACGGCGUAGCCUCCUCCGUGCUCUCCCACCUCCGUUCCUCCGGAGUGGCCAUCCUCCCGGGCCUCUCCGACGCGGAGUUCGCCCGUGCCGAGGCUGAGUUUGGAUUCACUUUCCCGCCGGACCUCCGGGCCGUGCUGGCGCUCGGGCUCCCCUCGGGCCCAGGGUUCCCGGACUGGCGCGGGCGCUCGGGGCUUCGCGCGGCGUUCGACCUCCCCGUCGCGGCGGCGUCCCUUCAGAUCGCGCGGGGCGCGCUCUGGCCGCGCUGCUGGGGACCCCGGCCAGCGGACACCGACCGCGCGAGGCGGCUCGCUCGCUCCGCGAUCCGGCGCGCGCCGCUCCUUGUGCCGCUGUUCGACCGGUGCUACCUGCCCUGCCGCCCCUGCCUCGCCGGGAACCCGGUCUUCUUCGUCACCGAUGACCGCGUCUUAUGCUGCGGCCUCGACGUCGUUCACUUCUUCACCCGCGAGUCCUCCUUCCAGCCGAUGGCAGAGAUCUCCAUCUCCUCCCCGUUGGCCAAGACGCACUCUUCCGGCACGAGCAGUACUACGCCGUGCACGCGCCGCAGCCUCGACGCCGUCCAGGCCCCGCGCUGGAUCGAGUUCUGGAGCGACGCAUCAUCCGACCGCCGCCGCCGCGACUCGUCGUCCUCCGAAGCCUCCACCGCGUCGUCAUCCUCUUCCUCCUCGUCAGCCGGUUGCCCCUCGCCGCCUCGGCGGUCGACCCCGCGCUGGGUCGACAGCUACCUCGACAAGCUCGGAUCGGUGCUCAAGGAAGGCGGCUGGAGGGACAGGGAAGUUGAUGAGAUGGUCGAGGUGACCGCCUCGGGAAUGUUCGACGGGGAGGAGACGACGCCGGCUUCUGACGCGGAGGCUGUGCUCGACGCACUGCUGCUGAAAACGGACCGGUGCUCGGACUCGCUCAGGCGAGCCGGAUGGAGCUCCGAGGACGUGUCAGACGCGCUCGGGCUUGAUUUCCGGCGGGGCAAGAAGCCGCUUCGAUCUGCCGUGCGAGUACCGCCAGAGAUAGCUGCCAAGGUCCAGCGCCUCGCUCAAGCGGUGGCGAGGUCGUGACCUCACCUCAACGGCGUCGGCCGGCCGGGCAUGUAGCAUCUGCCCUUUUUUUUUUUUUUUUCUAUUUCCUCCUCAUAUGGGGGAUUAAAGAACACCUGUAUGUUAAGUGAGAAAGUAAACUAACCCAUGUUCAUGUGCAUGGAUACACACGUAAAUUAAAGCCGUGUUCAUGUGCUAAUUGCCAAAUAACAAUAUGUCAAUGCCCAAUAAAUUAACACCGAUCCCUUUAUUUCUCCA